Colletotrichum destructivum is the source of this 1209-nucleotide messenger RNA. RefSeq names its product Putative alpha/Beta hydrolase. The record is from RefSeq and is a predicted model, not a curated record. The transcript is spliced from 3 exons. Lineage: Eukaryota; Fungi; Ascomycota; Sordariomycetes; Glomerellales; Glomerellaceae. Bases 1 to 1209 code for a protein of 402 amino acids.
AUGAUGGUCAACUUGAUCUCCCUCGCGCUUCCGCUGGCCUUUGCAACCAUUGCGGUGGCACGGGUGUGCCAGAACCUCACGGUCGAUGUCUCGAUCACGUCGAAGAACGGCGUCUACAACAUCUCGGUCCCCGAGACCAACAUCGAUGUCACAAACAUCAUGAUUGGCCUCUCAACUCAGUCAAACGACUUUUCAGCAGAUUACUUCGUCGGUUACGCCAACGUCAGCGGCACUUACCAGCUUGCAUCAACAUAUUGUGAACCCGAUUCAGGCCCUGGUCGUGUGCUCCAGAUCCUUACCCACGGCGUCGGCUUUGACCGUAGUUACUGGGACUUCCCAGCCAACGGCUAUAACUAUAGCUAUGUGGCCCCUGUUGUUGACGACCACGGCUACUCGACUUUCUCCUGGGACCGCGUCGGUAUCGCUGAGUCGACACGUGGCGACCCUAUCAACGAAAUUCAAGGCUGGCUUGAGGUCGCUGCUCUCAAGGCACUGACGGAUAAGCUGCGCGCUGGCACCAUCCCAGAGGUUGGCUCUACGUUUGACAAGAUUGUCCACGUCGGUCACUCGCUUGGGUCGAUCCACACGUACGCGCUGACAGCAGCAUACCCAGACAUCUCAGACGGCAUUAUCCUGACAGGGUUUGCACCAAACGUAACCUUUAUUACAGCCCUUUUGCUUGGCGGCGCCUUUGUCCAGGCUAGCGACUACGCCGAGGGGUAUUUCGCGCUUUCGUACGAGGGCGCUAUGCAAAUCUGCUUCUUUGCGCCAGGACACUUUGAUCCGGCUAUCCUAAGGUUAGCGUAUGAGAGCAGUAGCCCCAUAACGGUCGGUGAGCUGUUCACCAUCGGGGGGGAAAUCGGGCAACUCAAUGCGUUUGCGAAGCCUGCUUUCGUCAUCGCCGGUGGUAAGUCUGAAGAAGAAAAAACUCCUCACGGGAGAUGUCCCCCGGCUGAUGGCAAUUCUGCCUUGAUAGAAAGAGACCUCAUAUUCUGCGGGGGUGAUUGCUAUGCAACUGGCAUUCCCGAGCUGCCCUCGAUCCCGGCUGCGUUUGGUUUUCUCCUCCAGGGAGCGACCCCGUUCGAGGCCGCCGUAGUUAACGACACGGGGCAUGGUCUGACUCUUGGCUACUCCCAUGUCGAAGUGACUGGCAAGAUCCAAGAGUUUCUAAGCGAGAACGGCUUGGCCAACAAGGCUUCUUGUUCUUGA